Dinoponera quadriceps is the source of this 1847-nucleotide messenger RNA. Its product is annotated as myoneurin-like. The record is from RefSeq and is a predicted model, not a curated record. Gene Ontology annotation, molecular function: DNA-binding transcription factor activity; RNA polymerase II cis-regulatory region sequence-specific DNA binding. Lineage: Eukaryota; Metazoa; Arthropoda; Insecta; Hymenoptera; Formicidae. The transcript has a single exon. Gene Ontology annotation, biological process: regulation of transcription by RNA polymerase II. The annotation marks the transcript as partial.
AAUCGGGGAUCCCGUCGACACUCCCACGGCGAGUCGUUCAUUUACAGCGGCUCGUCGGAGCGUCUCGUGUGGGAUGGUGGAACUGGCCUAAAGCUCCUUCUUUUUUUAUUUCCAGAUGCCAUCAAGCGCAAGAGGCGGGCGAAUAGAGCGUCGAUAGAGGAACUCGUGGAUUUGCCGGUGCAGGUGCAAGUACAGGUUUCGGAGAAGAAGAAAUUGCUGCCGCCGUUCGCCGAGCUGAAGAUACCGAAGGCGAGCGAUUAUGUUGGUGCGAGGCUGCACGGUCAGUUCGUGUGCGAACAAUGUGGCCGGUCGUACAUGAGAAAGGAUUCGUUGCAGCGCCACACGCAGUGGGAGUGCGGCAAGGAGCCGCAAUUUAAGUGCCCGCAAUGUCCGCAACGUUGCAAGCGCAAAGCACACUGGUUGCGCCACAUACGUCGCCAACACCCCGAUUUGGAUCCUUAUAUGUUCGAUGUCUCCCGGCGACAUAUCCCGAAAAUAGAGGUCGACUGAGGUCGACUAAGAGAUCGUUGCCGGGAUGAAGGGCGACCUUCUCCGACGCUGAAUCGCGUAAUGUAGAAUAUGAAGAUUUGCGACGAACUGUCGUGUCCAAUGGGAACAAAGAAUUCAACUGGUAUUUAGAACACGUAUUCGUUUAUUCUGUUUCAUUGUGCUUCGAUUGAUAAAUGUCAUCAUUUCAGAUGUUCUUGAAAUGACUGAAAUUUAUAGGAGAGGAGAUUGAACAAUAAGCGACUUACGGGCCUAUUCUGUAACUAUUGACGACAGUGUCGUUAUUGUUACGUCGUUGUUCCGCAGUUUUUCUACCAUAUAUUACACUUGCGUAACGACAAUGUAACGAUAACGAUAUUGUCGUUAAAAGUUACAAAAUAGAUCUCUUGGCGCGGCGUUAUUAGUGCACGAAUUUUGUCGUUUUAAGUCAUUGACAUAUAUUUAACGUCAGACGGUUUCGGUCAUGAUCCUUCUCAGUAGUUUAUAUACUACUUGUAAUUUUACUAUGUUAGUCAUCGAAUGUGGCCGAUCUCCUGUUGAUCAUCGUAUAUUUAAAACGAUCAUGAAAGCAGAACUUCGUCUAUCGGCCUCAAGAAACCGUUAGACUCUUAAAUGCUAUCGAAUUUUAGAAAUUGAUAGUAUUUCAUCGUGGAGGAUCGCACAUACAUUUUCAAUUUGAUAACUCUCGGAUCGUUUUAUUGUUUGACAACUUUUAUAAAAUACUGCAUGAUGGUAAUUUGGCAAAUAGACCGCUGAAUAGGAUUAUAAUUAUGACUAAAAUAUUUGGUGUUAAAUAUGUGUAAGGUAAAUGACUACGAGGAACAUGUCUUUUUCUGAUUUUUGUGAAACUUAAUAUAUUGAUAAUUUUGUAUCUAUCAAAAUCGAUUUCAUGCACGCGAUACAUGACCGAAAUCGUGGUGCAACCGGAAGAGGGGUGAUUUCUCACGAAAAGCUAAGUCGAAAAUGGAGAUUUUCGACUUAUUUCUAGCAGCUUUUUUCUAUACUACAAUUUCGGACGCAUCUCGUCUAUUACGUUAAUACGCUCGUUAAUUUUUUAUAUCGAACCUUCAUCCCAAGUAACGAGAUCGCGUUAAGCAAAUCCUGCUUAAUGGAACUCUUUGGAAAUUUCAUUGAUAUAUCGUUGAGUUGAAUGUUUUCAUCGUCGCUCUGUACGUGCGAAACAUCAUUAUAUCUACUUUAAUUAUCAGAUAUAUAUCAAAUCUUCAAAAAAUGUGGCGUAUAUGUACAUCACUGCCGCGUACUAUUCGUAAAAUAUUUUGAUGGCUUAUAAAAACUGAAGACGUGUCCUCUUAAUCAUACUUCACAAAAUACACACAUUA